AUGCCUACUAUUGCUGAAACAACAACCCCCGUGGUACCUAUCACAGAGGCUAAGCUCUCCCUCAAGGGGCCAGAGCGUGCUCCUCUAAAGCCUAGCGGUGCCCUUGACGCCUUUGAGUCAUUCGAUGUCACUCCGGUCAUUGGACGCGAGUUCCCAAACGCCAACCUGAAGGACUUCCUGCGUGCUCCAAACUCCGACGAGCUGCUCCGUGACCUUGCCAUCACUGUAUCUCAGCGCGGUGUUGUCUUCUUCCGGAAACAAGACGGCCUUGACGAUGACCUGCAAAAGGAGCUCGUUCAGCGACUUGGCGAACUCUCCGGCAAGCCCAAGACUUCAGGUCUACACAUCCACCCCAUCAGCAACGCGGGCCGCGAACACAACGACAACGUCAAGGAUAACGAGAUCAGUGUUAUUAGUUCGCAACAGCGACAGAAAUACUACACCGAUCGCAACCAACGCAGACAAAGUGCUCGGCGAGAGUGGCAUAGCGAUAUUACCUUCGAGCCUAUCCCAAGUGACUACACUCUUCUGCGUCUGACCGAGCUACCCAAAACAGGCGGUGAUACCCUCUGGGCAUCCGGCUAUGAAGUCUACGACCGCAUCUCGGAACCAUACCAGAAAUUCCUCGAGAGUCUGACAGCAACAUAUGCCCAGCCUCGCUUCAAUGAAAUCGCCUCGAAUAACGAUUUCAGGGUCCACCCUGGACCUCGUGGUGCACCGGAGAAUGUGGGCGAGGUCCUCAGCGCUCAGCACCCUGUUAUUCGUACGAACCCGGUGACGGGCUGGAAAAGUGUGUUUGCCGUUGGUACUCACGUUCAGAAAGUUAAUGGGGUUACUGAAGAAGAGAGCGCACAUUUACUAAACUGGUUUGUGAAUCUGAUUGUGGAGAAUCAUGAUUUGCAAGUACGCUUCCGUUGGCAGAAUCCGAAUGAUUUGGCGAUUUGGGAUAAUCGUUCGGCUUAUCAUGCUGCUACGUGGGAUUAUGAGGAUCUUGGUCCGAGGACUGGGCACCGGGCUGUUGGGCUUGGGGAAAGGCCAUACUUUGAUCCUAACAGUGUUAGCAGACGGGAGGCACUUGCGAAAGCAGAAUGA
Penicillium odoratum is the source of this 1092-nucleotide messenger RNA. RefSeq names its product TauD/TfdA dioxygenase family protein. The record is from RefSeq and is a predicted model, not a curated record. The coding region runs from base 1 to 1092 and encodes 363 amino acids. The transcript is spliced from 4 exons. Gene Ontology annotation, cellular component: cytoplasm. Gene Ontology annotation, molecular function: 2-oxoglutarate-dependent dioxygenase activity. NCBI's taxonomy places the organism in Eukaryota, Fungi, Ascomycota, Eurotiomycetes, Eurotiales, Aspergillaceae.